AUGGAUCGAGCGGGCAAACGUCUGGCGACCGUUGGCUUUGAUCAGUUUGGCUUUGAUUCGACUGUAGACGUCGAAGAUGUCCGAGCACUCUACCUUCGUUCCCGUCACUCAACAUCUACGAGCGAUACGACGCGACCCGCUACGCUAGGCCUGCAAUCGACAUACGACAAGCCCACAAAUACAAUAUCUUACGCAUCUAUGAAUAAUUAUCCCGCAGUCAAACUUUUGCCCCCAUCAAAAAAGAAGCGGAUACUCGUCACGGGCGGCGCGGGCUUUGUGGGUUCGCAUCUCGUUGACCGAUUGAUGCUUCUGGGCCAUGAUGUGACUGUCUUGGACAACUUUUUUACUGGAUCCAAGACUACCGUUAGUCAUUGGGUUGGACAUCCAAAUUUUGAGCUUGUCCGCCACGAUGUCACCGAGCCAUACAUGAUCGAAUGCGAUCAGAUUUAUCAUCUCGCUUGUCCAGCGUCGCCGCCACACUACCAGUUCGACUCAAUCAAGACGGUCAAAACAUCAUUUAUGGGCACAAUGAAUAUGCUCGAGUUAGCAAAGCGAACAAAAGCUCGAUUCUUGAUCACAAGUACAUCUGAGGUUUACGGGGACCCUCUUGUGCAUCCACAAAGCGAGGACUACUGGGGUAAUGUCAAUCCCAUCGGCAUCCGGGCGUGCUACGAUGAAGGGAAACGCGUCGCCGAGACGCUCACAUAUUGCUAUCAACGACAAGAGAAUAUCCAACCACAAGAUGGACGUGUCGUAUCCAACUUUGUGAUGCAAGCACUAAAAGGGGAAGAGAUGACUGUCUACGGCGACGGCAAGCAGACUCGCUCGUUUCAAUAUAUCCACGAUCUCAUCGACGGACUUAUCGCGCUCAUGAACUCUGACGAAUCACGCCCAGUCAAUCUCGGCAAUGCAGACGAGUUCACCGUGGGCGACUUUGCAGUGAUGGUGAAGGAAAUCGUUGAAAAGGUUCAAAGGGAGGACAACCAACAAGAAUCACCCAAAGCGGCACAGUCAAAGGUUGUGUAUAAGCCUAUCCCGUCGGAUGAUCCACAGAGACGCCGUCCAGACAACGCAAGGGCAAAGGAAGUCCUUGGGUGGCAUCCACGCUGGACGGUGAGCAUGGGUGUCGAGGAAAUGGUACGGUACUACAAAGCCCAAUUGGAAGAUGGCACAAUUGUUUAG
Messenger RNA from Serendipita indica DSM 11827, 1182 nucleotides. NCBI's taxonomy places the organism in Eukaryota, Fungi, Basidiomycota, Agaricomycetes, Sebacinales, Serendipitaceae. The record is from the annotation of a GenBank genome assembly.